Patiria miniata (bat star) is the source of this 1264-nucleotide messenger RNA. RefSeq lists its product as uncharacterized. Bases 463 to 795 code for a protein of 110 amino acids. Lineage: Eukaryota; Metazoa; Echinodermata; Asteroidea; Valvatida; Asterinidae. The record is from RefSeq and is a predicted model, not a curated record. The transcript is spliced from 4 exons.
UGUCAUGGCUGGCGGGUCAGGGAUCAAUGACGCUGUUAGCAUUUCAAUGGAGGGAAAAACUUACUGAAACCCUAUCCAGGCAAAUAAUCCAUUGAAUUUAAAGGCCGUGUUCCACACCCUAUGUGUUCAGCCAAAAAAUAAAUACAUGUAGAGGGUGUACAGAGAGAGAUUGGAUAAUACAGCACUGGAAGAAAGAAGCAUGAUUUUAUUGAUCAGAUGAAUCCAGGAUGAGCAGUUUUAGACUGAUUAACUCCACAACUUAAUGCUUCAAGCCAUAUAUCCUACAGUGCAGAACUCGAACAUUUUAAUUGAGGUUGAGGCUAUAGAUGAUUCAAUAGUUUGGCCAGGGAAUUUGUCCCAGGCUGUGAUGCAAGAAUAACUGUGGCUGAAUUCUGAAGGCUUUCCCCUCAUGUAGCUUCGCUCAUCACUUCUGAUUGAGAGACGGGUCCAGCAGGUAUAAUCAUGUACAGGCGUCAGAUCCACGAGCAACUAUUGAUUGCAGUAGAACAAGGCGACCUGCUCAAUGUUCAACUUGCCGUCAAACAGGGAGCCAAUAUCAACGAAAUACCGUGGGGUAUGGAGUCGGUGUUGAUGAGAGCUAUUCGAUGUCGUCAUUCACCUGUUGCCGAGUAUCUGAUUGAGCAAGGUGUCGACCUCGGCUAUCAUUACGAGAAAACGAGCUCUCCGCGAGGCCCAACAAGAUCCAUGCAGGAGACAGCGAGAGACUAUGCCGAGUUCUAUAACCUACCGGACAUUGUGGAGCUGAUCGACCGGCGAAUGGGACAAUUCCGCUAGACAAGAUAUGCCAUUGGACACGUCUACAUUAGGGACAGGGUUGAAACAUUUUUCUCAUAACAGGUCCCGUGUAUAGUUUGGUUGAAAAAGUCAACUUCUCAUAUUCAGUUCGAUAGUACUUUUGAGUAAAUAAAAGGGGGGAAAAUGGGAGGAAAUAAAAUAAGUCAAGAACUUGAUGACCGACAUGUUUAUAGCUACGGAAAUCCGUGGAAUGGGUUUCUUUGUAAAUCUCGUAUAGUGUUUUAAAAAAAAACGACUUUGUACUUGAAAAUUAUAUGUUUUGUUUCUUGGAAUUAAUUGAAGCUUGAAUAUUAUGUAUAUAGGCCCUAACUUUGUAGGCCUAGGCCUACAAUGGCUCCGACGUUUCAACCUAUUUUAGUUCCUGCUUCCUGGGCAUUAAAAAAAGUUUUGUUUAUAUUUUGUGUGGGUCACUUGUACAAAAGAAUAAAAUCAUUUUAGAAAAAUUGUA